Lagopus leucura (white-tailed ptarmigan) is the source of this 3754-nucleotide messenger RNA. Its product is annotated as maestro heat-like repeat-containing protein family member 2B. Lineage: Eukaryota; Metazoa; Chordata; Aves; Galliformes; Phasianidae. The record is from RefSeq and is a predicted model, not a curated record. Gene Ontology annotation, cellular component: cytoplasm. The coding region runs from base 1 to 3720 and encodes 1239 amino acids. The transcript has 30 exons.
AUGGAGAGGCUGAGAGCCCUUCGAGGUGAGUCCCUCCACCUGGACCCCGUGACGCUGCCCGAGCACACGUGUGCCUCCAGUGUCUGUUUAGGACAUUGUGCCAGCAGCACUGUCCUUGCUCUGCCGAAUGCAGCUGCCCGCCAUGGUUUGCCCAGCACCCCAGCAAGGGGAAAGCUCCCUCUCCUGCCCCCGCCAACCACUCAUACCCCUGCGCUGUGGGGCUGGAGGAGCGUUCCUCCCACAGCUGGCCGGGUACUCGGCCCUGGCUCCAAGCAACACCAGCGGCAGCUGCUCUGCUCUUUCCUUCCAGGUCUCUUUGCUUGUGUGGGCUGCGUGCCCAGACGGACGCGUCGCAGGGAGAGAAGCAGGGUGUCAAGCCCUGUCCCUACCUGCGCCGCGACCUUACUGCUUCAGCGCCUGCAAGAUCAGGAGGGUGACCGAGCGCAGGCGUACUGUGAGCUGGAGAGCGCCCUGUGCCAAGACAGCAGCCGCCCGCCGUGCGGAGUGGUGAACCGGCUGCUGGCAGAGGUGUCCCGGGACCUGACGGCAGCCCAGGGCGUGACCAGCUAUGUGAGGACAGCUGCCAGCAAUGUCCUGGUGGCUCUGGCUCGGACGCACUUCACCUUGGUGAUGGCUGAGCUCCAGAGCCACCUGAAGGCCACGGGGGACAUGUGCAAGGAGUUGGUGCUCAUCACCCUGAGCAAACUCUUCAGCACCUAUGCUCCACAGUGCAUCCCCUUUGUGUGGCUGAUGCUGGCAGGCCUGCGCAGUGUGGUGGGCCAGGUGAAGAGUGGCCAGAUCCUGCGCAUCGCUUGUGCUGUUGUGAAACAGUGGCUGGAUGGAGUGAAGAUUCACUUGUCCGCAGGAAUGCAGUGCCCCUGGCCUGCCAUGGAGAAAGAGCGGAUCUAUGAGAACCUUCACGAGCUGCUCUUCUCCGUGAUGUGGAACUGGCAAGACCGCCAGGAGGAAAAGGACAAACAGGCCAUCCUUGGGGCUGUGGCUGCCAUGUUGGAUGUUCUCCUGCAAGAGGAGCGGCACCAAGAGCACGUCUGGGAGCAGCUCCUCUGGCUCGUUCACCCGUGUCAGGAGAUCCAAGACACCUGCAGGGUGGCCAAGAGCCUCACUAUCUUCCUGGAGGCCUUAGGGGGCACUGAAUCUGUCAUUCCAAGGGACCAGUUUCUGGAUGUCACUAGCGCUGUGUUCUACCAGCUCUAUGACGACAGCAAGCAGCACAGCGAGGCUGCUCGUGCACAGCUGACCCACUGCAUCAUGCUGCAGGCCCGGAUCUGCCCAGAGGAAACCAUCCUGUUUCUGCAGUCGCAGCUGGGCGAUGACUGGGAGCCUGGAUGCGUGGCAGCCCUGGGUCUGCUGGGUGCUCUGGCUCGCUCUGAUGAGCCCAUGAUGACAGAGAAGCUGCCCCAGGUCGUCGAGGCUGUGCAGUGUCUGUGCAGCAACCCCAGCAUCCGGGUGAGGAUGGCUGUUCUGCAUUUCAUUAGUGAUCUGUUCACUGCUAAUGCCUGGAGCUGCUCAGCCUGGGAUGUGGUGGGGCACAUCUUCAGGGAGUUCAGCCGCACCACGGCAAGAAGGGCAUCCGGACACCUUUCUGCCCAGGAAGCCCAGGAAGAAGGAGCUCUCCAGGAGCUGUGCAUGGACAUCCUGGGAUCACUGGACGUCUCUGUGAGAGGGAUGUCCAAACUCCUGUGGCCGCGGCUGCUGUUGUUUGUGGUGCCAGCGCAGUACACGGGUAUGCUGAUCCCAGUCUCCCGCUGUGUCUGUGCCCUGGCUGAGAGAGAGGAGCUGACAGGACGGCCGAUAGAACAUCUGGAUCCCCAUUUUGUCAGCUCCAUGUUUCAAGGCCCACUGCUGACGCCCCACAUACUGCUGGCACGACUGCUGGUGGUGGCAGGCAGCCCUGUUGCAGGCAGCAAACUCCAAGCCGCUGCCUUACUGCUGAUGAAAAACCUCCAUGGCAGGUUCCACAGAGCUGUGGGGGCCAUGUGGGCUGCUGAGAUCCCCCUGCUGCUGCAGUGCCUUGAAGGGAGAAAUGAGAGCUUCCCGGACACUGCCGAGUUUGAGCGCCGUCUGCUAAAGUUCCUGAGGGCGUCAGUGGACACCGUAGAUGAUGAGGCGUGGACCGAGGCCCUGAGCAGUGAGCUGAGCCGGCGACUGAGCAGCUCUGCCAGCAGCUCUGCAGAAAAGUCGUUCCCGUACAAGGCUCUGGGCACAGUGCUGGGAUCCUGCAAGGGAGUCCUCCACGUCCAGGAGAAGCUGCUGCAGCACCUGGAGGAGGCCAAUGAGGAGGAACCAUGUGAGGUCCAGGGAAUCAUCUCUCUUCUCAGCCAUGCUGCUGAGAACAACUUCCACACAGUCCUGGCCACGCUCACCAUGUUUGCGUCCAGGCUGUGCAAAGGCCGCAACGCCAGGAUUUCCAGGCGCAAGAAGAUGGAGCUGGACAGCACGAGAGCUCAUGCCACACGCAGCGCUCUCAUGCUCGCCCACGGCAGCGUGGCACUGCGUGCCUCCAAGGAACAGCUGCUCGCCCACCUGGAGGGAGACAUCGUGGGCAACAUCCUGAUGCUGUACAGCUGCAGCUGCCGGGACUUGCAGAACAACCUCGCGCUGCUGCAGAGCAUCACCGACUGCAGCUCUGCCUUCCAAGCUGUGGGUGAUUCUGCAAGCUUUAACCGCUCCUUGAAGAGCAAGCUGCUGGAGAUCCUGAUGGACCUGAUGAAGAAGUACUACUCGGGCAUCCCUGUCUCCCCAGUGCCUCUGAAGGUGGUUCUGGCCCUGGAGCAGUUGAGCAAGCUGAAGCCCUCUUUUGAAAGCAAGGACAUGCGUGAGAUGUUGGUCCUGUGCUGCAAGAACAUCGUGACACAUCCUUCAGCAGAGAUGAUGCUGAAGAUCAGGAAGUCACAGCAAGCAGCACAGUACCUGCAGCUUCAGCAAACAUCACUGAAAGCUCUGGGCCGGCUCAUGGGGGUCCUGCUGGAGACAGAGCCCAGCGGUGGCUUCUUUCAGAACAUAGUCCACGUCCUGCAGAAAUCUAUGACAUCAACCAAUGUGUGGGAGCGCAAGAGGGCCCUGCAGACCUGCUCCCAGCUGCUGUCUGUUUGUGAAGAGCUUCAAAGAGGAGAUGCCUGUGAGCACUUUGGCUCCUUGGUGGGAUUGCUGGCGCCUCUGACAUGUGACCCCAUGCCCGCAUCCCGCCAGCUGGCCGUCACCUGUCUGACCUCCCUUCUGCGAAUCCAAGCCAAAGCAGUCAACACAGUCAUUGAGACAGGUGACAUCAAGAGCCUGUGCGAGGGGCUGCAUGCCUGCAGCAUCGCCUCUCAGCUCCAGACCACGUCCAAAAUGGCAAGAAUUGUGUGCAGAAACUUCCCCAUUGAACGCACCGUUGACUUCAUGGCGGCCAUCAAGGAGACCAUCCGGAAAGCCAACGGAGUGCGCGUGCGUGCGUGUGGGAAGUGGAUGACCACCUUCCUGCAGAUGCACGGGAAGGACAUCAGUUGGAACGUGCCACCGAUCCUCUACAUCCUGCGCAGCAUCACAUCGUUUGCGCAGCAGAGCACGUUCCUGCCCUUCCUGUGCCAGGCGGUGGUCAUCCUCACCCGCUGUCACACAGAGGCCGUGAUGAGCAACUUCUCCCGGCCGCUUGGGCCAACAGACAGUGAGACGUGGAAAAGAAUAAGAGAGUUUUGCCUUCAACGCUGGAGCCGGUAGAUGAACGAAGAGAAAGACAAAGAGGAGGAGGAGG